AUGUCGGCACCAUUCUCCCGCACAGCAGGCCAGGUCCUUGCAAGGAGGCUCUUCUCCUCCACGUCACGGGCGCAGUCCGUACAUGCGAGUGCAGGGUCCGAGUUCCGAGCCCUGUUCAAGCCCGCGAGCUCCAUGGGGUCGCAACCGACGGACUGGGGCAGAAUAAUUCGCACUCGUGCAGUAACCGCAGUCAUUUACUUCACAGGCAUGGGCACCGUCCUCGGCUGGCCUCUUGCCGCAGCAUGGGCCUUGGAUGGCAAGAUCGGGAGCGGCAUCUUCUGA
Messenger RNA from Neoarthrinium moseri, 282 nucleotides. RefSeq lists its product as uncharacterized. Lineage: Eukaryota; Fungi; Ascomycota; Sordariomycetes; Amphisphaeriales; Apiosporaceae. The record is from RefSeq and is a predicted model, not a curated record. The coding region runs from base 1 to 282 and encodes 93 amino acids. The transcript has 2 exons.